AUGCCUGUCCUAAUAUUAAGAGAUUUCUGCAAUGAUGAAUUUGAUGACUGUUCCAGCUGGGAUCGUUGGGGUCGCUGGAUAGCUUUCGCUGUCAUCGUUGGCUGUGCUUUCUUGCUCUUCUUUGGGUUUGCCUGUAUCAAUGCUCGCCGCCGUCGCUACUCUGGUCUCCGCCCUUAUCAUGGCACUGCUUGGAUGGCACCUCCUCCAGGACCACCGCCACCGAACCAGCCUAUCUACCAGAAUGAAGCCUACUACCAUCAGGCACCACCACCACAAUACACUGCCAGCCCGCAAAGCUAUGGCUACUUUGGUGCCCAGAAUGCGCCCGUUCAGCGAGACGCCAACGGCAUCGAGCUGCAGCAACCACAGCACGCAUACACACAUGCUGCAGGCUAUGCUCCUCCUGAGGGUCCUCCUCCGAACAAGUCAUGA
Molecule: messenger RNA, 432 nt
Organism: Penicillium taxi
Lineage: Eukaryota; Fungi; Ascomycota; Eurotiomycetes; Eurotiales; Aspergillaceae
Product: resistance to Congo red protein
Exons: 3
Coding region: 1-432 (143 amino acids)
Biological process (GO): vesicle-mediated transport
Cellular component (GO): intracellular membrane-bounded organelle
Source: RefSeq, a predicted model, not a curated record